Aspergillus fijiensis CBS 313.89 is the source of this 1945-nucleotide messenger RNA. RefSeq names its product glycoside hydrolase family 28 protein. Gene Ontology annotation, biological process: pectin catabolic process. NCBI's taxonomy places the organism in Eukaryota, Fungi, Ascomycota, Eurotiomycetes, Eurotiales, Aspergillaceae. Gene Ontology annotation, molecular function: polygalacturonase activity. The transcript has 4 exons. The coding region runs from base 455 to 1930 and encodes 491 amino acids. Gene Ontology annotation, cellular component: extracellular region. The record is from RefSeq and is a predicted model, not a curated record.
GCAGCGAGGACUUCGUCUCGAGCUCGGCUAAUGGCGACCGUACCAAUGAAAAUUGUGCCCUGACUGGGUCCUCAUCCCACUCCCCGUCUCCAUCAGCGCCCGUGCAUACACCAUACACCAUGCACCUAUGCACAUACACCCAUACAACCUCAUUCCAUUCACUUCCUCCCCUGCCAAGUGCCAACCAUAGCUUCAGCAACUUGGCUAACGCUUGUUGUCAAAUUUCUCCAUCUCGCCCCUUGGCACGGAGAAUCCUGAAACCACCAGUCCGGGUCUUCAAUACCACCAGCGCUAAGCUAUCCGUAUUUGCCGGCUGUUAUGCUCCUCACGAUGAUACUUAAGAUGCGCGAGGGAAGACACCUCCUCUGCUGCCAUCACCAACCCAGUCCUUCUUUUCUUUCUUUCUGUUAACUUGUACUUUCACUCUUUCAGUCGUUCUUUUUAUUCUUUCACCAUGCAGCAGCGCAGUGCGCUCCUUUUGGCCCUGGCGGCGCCUCUGGCGCUGGCCUGUGAUAGCCCUGAAAACCACGCUUGUGCCUCCAUCUACUCUGUUUCCUCCGUGGCUGCAGCCAGCUUCUGCGCCACCUUCACCGCCAGCGCGGUGAGCGAGACGACCGGCGUGCCGGACGCCUUCCUGUCGGCCUGCGACUACAAGACCAAGCACCUGUCCAGCGCCUGCAGCUGUCUGGGCCCUGUCACCGGUGCUGCCGCGGCCGCCACCAGCGUGAGCACCACAGCCCCCGUCGUCGUUGCCACCUCCACGACCGCCGCCGCCGCCUCCACCUUCCAGACCUCCUCCAAGGUGGCCUCGACCAGCCAAGCGGCGUCCACGACGCUGGCCCCCGUCACUACCGAGGUCGCCGUGGCGGCCACCUCGGCCGUCGGCAACGGCGGCACGACCUGCACGGUGACCGAGUACGCGUCCAUCUCGUCGGCGGUGGCCUCGUGCUCCAACAUCCUGCUGUCGGGCGUCAGCGCCCCGGCGUCCAGCACGAUCGACCUGACCGGGCUGCAGACGGGCGCGGCCGUGAUCUUCGCCGGUGAAACCACCUUCGGCGACACCUACGACAGCGACUUCGACCCGAUCGUGAUCUCCGGCACGGACCUGACCAUCACCGGAGCGGAGGGCCACGUCAUCGACGGCAACGGCCAAGCCUACUGGGACGGCGAGGGUUCCAACGGCGGACAAGACAAACCGGACCACUUCAUCGUCGUCAAGAAAAUCUACAACAGCACGAUCAGCAACCUGUACAUCCAAAACUGGCCGGUGCACUGCUUCGACAUCGAAUCGAGCGAGGGCCUCACCCUGACGGGCAUCACGCUGAACAACACGGCGGGCGACAGCCCCAACAGCCUGAGCGGCGACGACCCGGCCGCCCACAACAGCGACGGCUUCGACAUCAAGUCCUCGACCGACCUGACCCUGACCGACAGCUGGGUGCACAACCAGGACGACUGCGUCGCCAUCACCUCGGGCUCCAACAUCCUCGUCGACAACCUCUACUGCGCCGGCGGCCACGGGCUGAGCAUCGGCUCCAUCGGCGGCAAGUCCGACAACACCGUCGACGGCGUCACCUUCAGCAACUCGCAGGUCGUCGACUCCGAGAACGGCUGCCGCAUCAAGACCAACUCCGGCGAGACCGGCGAGGUCUACAACAUCCGCUACGAGAAUAUCACCCUCUCCGGCAUCUCGGACUACGGCAUCGACGUCCAGCAGGAUUAUUUGAACGGCGGGCCCACCGGCGAGCCCACGAAUGGGGUCAUGAUUGAGAAUGUCACGUUUGUGGAUGUCACCGGCACCAUGAGUGAUGGCAAGGAUUAUUAUAUCCUGUGUGGCGAUGGGAGCUGUGAGAACUUUACAUUCGAGGGCGUGAGUAUCACCGGCGGGAGUGGGGAUAGUUGCAAUUAUCCGGAUAGUGGGUGUCCUUAGGUAGAUGAGGGGUGG